AUGGAUGUCGCCAGUCCGCCACUGCAGAGCGGUUUUCCAAACGGACACGCAUCCCCAGGAGUCAAUGGUCUCGAUCACCUCAACGGGAGCAGCGUAGAUGGUCCAGCAACUUCAACACCUGCGGCUGCUCCCCUUCCGUUUGAUGCGUCCACAUUUCGAGACUACCUUCUCGCACUUUUACCUCCCGUCUUGGGAGCAACACCCUCAGAACUCGAAGAUGGCAUCUUUAGUGACCCAGAUUUCGAAGAACGCGUUACCCAGUUUGCAACACAGCCCGGUGGCCCGUUGUACGUUGCCAAAAUCUCAGACGAGUUGCAUGACGAAACAACGACACCGAAUUAUAGAUAUUCUCUUGCAUCCUCGUUGGCAUACACACCCUCCAAUGUCACAACUCUUGCCUUGAUCAAACGCGUCCCAUCGUUGGAUUCUACCGUACCUAUGGCUUCUCAGAUUCAAAUACUCAACCUCUUUGGUGACGAAGAUACGCCCUAUGAGAGUUUACAUGCCGUCGUUAGCCAAGCUGUCAAGCCUUGGUUCGAUGCAUUCGUUGGGACAAGGCAUGGCGUUCGAGACAGUGACAGCAAGAUUGGUAUUCCCAAUGCAAAGAAGAAAUUUGCCGAGCUAGAACUCUCGCUAUUCCAUCUGCAGCAGAACGUGGAAAUACCGGAGACGCACCUCAUCAUCCAUCCUGUCAUUCAGAAGGCUGUCGACGCCGCACGAGAAGCCAAGAUCCAUAUUGACACUAGCAUCAUUCCAGAGGCGUAUCUCAACGACAGCACAUUCCUGAACACCCUCCAAUCGCAUGUCAAUGGCUGGAUCAAGGCCAUUCAGACCGUCACAAAGCUUUCACGAGAUGUCAAAGCCGGAACCGCAUCUCAGGAGAUCAACUUUUGGCUUUCUCUUGAGAGAGCCUUGGAAGCAAUCGACGCCCAGCUCCAAUCCGAGGAGAUCAAGCUCGUCAUGGAGUGCCUUCGAAAGGCAAAACGUUUUCUGGCCACUGUCAGUUUCAUGGCAGACACCGGCUUGAAGGACGGGAUGGAGCGGAGCAGAAAGUACAACCAGUUGAUGAAGGACUUUCCAUUGGAUGAGCUGCUCUCUGCGACGGACUUGGAGAAGAUUCAAGACUCGCUUGGUCUCAUUUUCAAUCAUUUGAACAGUCGACUUCGUCGCGUCGCCUAUCCAAUCCAUCGAGCCCUGCCACUCGUCGAAGCCAUCUCGCGGGACUUUAAUGACACAAUACUUCGUGUAUUGACCAGCCAUCGACUGAUCUACCAACCAUACGAGACUUUUGAGAAGCUCAUGAAUACGACCGUGAGCGUCUUCAAGAGCUGGGACGAUUAUGUCAAAGACUUUACCAACGUUGCGCGAGACGUGACCAGGAAACGCAGCGAAAAGUUUAUUCCGAUCAAGAUCAAUCCAGCACACGCAAAAUUAGCAGAACGGGUUCGAUAUUUGCGAGACUGGAGACGACAGCAUGAGCAACUCGCCGUCACGACUGCACCGACCAAAGGUCUAGGAGGCAUCUCCGGGCCUGGAAUCGGAAGCGAGCUUGGUGGUGUCAACAUGGAAGAAGAGGUCAAAGAGGCCUACGAAAUUGUCAAGAACAUUGAUAUACUUGACGUUAGUGUUGAGGGCACCGAAAUUUGGGUGACCGCUGAGAAUGCGUACAAUGAGCGCAUCGCUCGUGUGGAGAAUCAAAUCAUCGCCCGGUUGAAGGACCGGCUUGGAACGGCUCGAAAUGCAAAUGAGAUGUUCCGUGUGUUCUCCAAGUUUAACGCUCUGUUCGUGAGACCAAAGAUCCGAGGAGCCAUCCAAGAGUACCAAACCCAACUGAUCGACUCUGUCAAAGAGGAUCUUAAACACCUCCAUAAUAAAUUCAAGACACAGUAUCGCUAUUCAGAGGCAUACCACAUGUCUCAAAUGCGAGACCUACCGCCAAUUGCAGGCGCCGUCAUUUGGGCUCGACAGAUUGAGCGACAACUGACGACCUACAUGAAGCGGGUAGAAGACGUCCUCGGCAAAGGCUGGGAGCUCUACGCAGAAGGACAAAAGCUUCAGACCGAGUCGACGGCGUUCAGGAAGAAGCUGGACACGAGACCAAUCUACGAGGCGUGGCUUCAAGACAUCAACAGGAGGGAGAUGAGUGUCACCGGUCGCUUGUUUGAAAUUGUCAAGCUUCGCGGUGGGGGUUACCAACUGGCUGUCAACUUCGACCCUCAGAUCAUCACACUGUUCAAGGAGGUUCGAAACCUACUAUGGCUCGGCUUCCAAGUCCCUCAUUCUAUCAACAACAUGGCAAAGGACGCAAAACGUGUGUACCCACACGCUGUCAGCCUUAUGGAGACUGUUCGAACCUAUGGCCAGACCCUCCACCUCGUCGAGGAGAACCUCGUCAUUGAGAUGUUGGUGGCCGAGUACCGAAAUGAAGCCCAAGGAAUGGUAUCGCGAGGUAUGACGCUAAGAUGGGACUUUUUCGUUGGGGCGUAUGAUACCCAUCGAUAUCUCCCUGGCGGGGGAAUAGAUGGUCGAGAGAAUCGGCACAUUGCCUUUGUCCGCGAAUUCGCCUCAGUCGUAUCGAUAUUCCAGGACAAGGCCAAUUCGCUGGUUAAUUCCUACAAGGAGAUCAACCGCCUGAUCGAGGAUCUGUCAACCUGUCCGUAUACGUUUGAGGCCUUUUCAGACUUGAUUGGCAAGAUCCAAGCGGCAAUUGACCGGCUCAACUUGGAAGGUUAUGCCAAUCUAGAAAACUGGGUCGCUGAGCUCGAUGAUCGGAUAGCUGGUAUCCUUGCUCAGCGCCUUGUUCACAUCUUGCAAGUCUGGUGUACAGAGUUUGACAAGACUGAUGACGGUGAACAACGUCGAGAACCUGUGCUACGAGACAACAAGCAGCGAAGAAUUGAAAAGCGCAAGGAAGAAAAGGGGCCUGAUGGAGACAUGACACUUACUCCCAUUAUUCAUGAGAUUCGGAUACAGAACCAAGUCAUCUUCUUGGAUCCACCAAUCGAGUACGCCAGGGACUUUUGGUUCAAGCAGCUACAUGAAUGGUUGGGUGUCGUCUGUCGCCUACGAAGAAUACAAAGCUCUCGCUACGAGAUUGGACUGCAAAUUCAAGAAAGCUCGUCAGUCGAGUUGACAUAUACCUUCCUGCUCACACGGUUUACGGACGGCACACUUGAAAAGGCAUUUGGGCUGAUCGAGAACAAGGUGCAACAGAUCAAAGACUAUGUGUCGAAAUGGCUGCAAUUCCAAUCUCUCUGGGACCUCGAAGCCGAAUACGUUUUCAACCGUCUGGGGGACUCGCUUGCCAACUGGCAACAGCUGUUGACGGAGAUCAAGCGCACGCGCUCGACGUUCGACACGUCGGAGACGCAAAGGUCGUUUGGUGUUGCGGUGAUCGACUACGAGCAAGUGCAGGCACGCGUAAACGCCAAAUACGACUCGUGGCAGCGCGACAUUCUCAGUCGUUUCGGUGUCAAGCUUGGCAACGCGAUGAAGGAGAUGCACGCUGCCAUUCUCAAGGCUCGACACGACUUGGAGCAUCAGUCUAUUGAGGGACUUACUAGCGGCGCUCCACGACGAGUCUAA
Serendipita indica DSM 11827 is the source of this 3585-nucleotide messenger RNA. The record is from the annotation of a GenBank genome assembly. Lineage: Eukaryota; Fungi; Basidiomycota; Agaricomycetes; Sebacinales; Serendipitaceae.